Molecule: messenger RNA, 5759 nt
Organism: Bicyclus anynana (squinting bush brown)
Lineage: Eukaryota; Metazoa; Arthropoda; Insecta; Lepidoptera; Nymphalidae
Exons: 6
Coding region: 476-1411 (311 amino acids)
Source: RefSeq, a predicted model, not a curated record
AGGUACACACGGUCGCCGCCAGCCGGUCGUGUAGUACGUACGCCGAUCGCUCCGAGCGGUCGCUAUCGCAAUCGCGCGGUCCAGUGCACUGUGAACCCGCGGUCUCACGCUCUUCCGCGCGGCAGGUGAGCUCGCGACGGCGGCGUGGCUCCGGUGACUCGUUCGCGGAGCAGUAUUGAUCGCAUCCCGUUUGACUGUUUCAAUGUUUAUAAACAGCCGGCCGCAUCCAUUCAUUCGCCGUUGUUUUUGAUACGUUUGUCCGACUGUGAACGAUCCCGAUCGCCGGUCCUGUGUGCACCGCUCGCACCAGCCCCUCGCUUGGACCUCAGUGCACAUCUGGAUAUAGUACGACGGGGAGAUAAAUCACACGUUUAUUGAGCGAGAAAAAAAGGAAUAUUUGGACAAUGUAAUCACGGUUAAAUGUGAAAACUAGUGUUGGAAGUUUGAGUUAUCCGACUUGGUACAAGAGGCAGCCAUGCUGUCUUACAUGGUGCCUGUUGAAGAGAAGCCUCCACCAGUUCCGGGGAAAGGUCGACUUGCGUUGGAACUAGUUGCAAGCCCGGGUAGCCCGGAGUCCACGGCCCGACGGACUCGCACCAACAUAUCGAAGGACUCCUCUACUUGCUCCUUCGCCAGCGACCUGACGUUGUCCUCGUCGACACCAACUGGAGCGCACGACAAACCGAAACACAAGCUCCUGAGCAACGGCAGCAAACACACUUCUUUGAAAAGGGUCUCGUUUGGGAGCUCCAAGGGGUCGAUGGUAGAGACCCUCAUCUACGAGAGCCCCCUACAGGAGGAACCCGAAAGCAGCCCGCCCCCGAAGUUCCAAGAAACCGCAUUCCCGUAUACGCCCGUCGAAGACGAUUCGGAGCGUUCCAAAGUCCGCGUGUCGUUCUACCAAGGGGUGCGGCCGCAGUGUCUGUCCCCGCCGCCGGCGCAGUCCGACUCGCACGUACUCUUCGCUGAUUUGCUCUCUGCGGCAGUCAACGGCGACAUGGCAGAGCACACUAUGUAUAAUAGACAAAUCAGUACUGAAAGCGGAUGGGACAACCCAUUCCGCCCGGACGGCGAUCUGAGUCGCGAAGCCGACGAGAUCGUCUCCCUCAUCAAGGGUGGGAAGCCCAUUACACCGACGCCGCCGAUCACAAACCAGGUGCCGAUUUGUGAUGAGCAGGAGGAGAAGGUGCAUGCAAACAAUGUCAAUGCUAGUCCUCCAGCUUCACCGCAGACUAAGGUGGCGAGUCCCGUGCAGCAGAAGACCGCCAACGGCACAAAGAACGGCACCGCCGUGGCCGAGGUCCGUGCUGGACCCGUGGAGGUGCAGCGCUCUCCGCCGCAAGAGCCACUGCAGCCCGAGCGAGUCACCCUCAAGAAGAAGCAGAUGUGCAAGUGCUGCGUCAUCCAGUAGUCAUCCAUCCACCAUCCCAUCCACCUCAUCCUCGCAGCCAGUAACACAUGCUUUCUGUAUUCAAGCAUAUUCCGAAUAAUAUGGUGUUUACUCGGUGCUAUAUCAUUUGUUUCUACACAAGAAGUACCUAAAAGUCAUGUUCAAAUUCAAUUAUAUAUCUGAAAACUAUCGAUGUGUUCAUACGUUUUAAAAUUUAAAAAAAAAUUUGAAAAAUCGCAUUACUUGUUGCCUGUCUGGCCUGUACUUUUGUGUACUUCGAUAAUUUUAAGAGUGUUUUUAUUAUUCACAGUUGCAUUUUUACGUGUAACAAGUUUUUUGUUUUAUAUCUGUUAUUUAGUUACUUUGUUUUUUAAGGAUUUGUAACAGUUACAAUAUUUGCGAUAGGGUACAAAAGUUUUUUUUUAUUAUUUGACUAGUCUGGUGAUUUGAUACAGAAUGCUAUAUUAUGGUUGUUUGAGCUAUUAGAUAGAAGAUAGCUAUUAAAUACACAGCCCGAGUAGUAUUUGAUUUUAUGGCUUUCUAUAAUUUUUUCAAGGGAAUCUCAACAAGAUUACUCCAGUUUCUUAAAAAAAAACAUUUAAAAUAAUAAGAGAUAAUAUAUUAAAAAGAUAUCUAUUUUUAUUGAGACUAAAAUCUGAAUAAGUUUGAGAAAAUGUGAGAUGUUAGAAUACGUAGACAGAGAAAGAAAUAGACGAUUCGGCGUGUCGUUAUUAGUCAAAUUUUUUUUUUACUUAUAUAUUUUAAGCUAACUUGUUACUUAUAAUUUGUAAGUAGUUGAGGUUGUAAUUUUGUGCUCACUUUACGUUUAUUUUAUAUUACAUAUUAGCAUAAAAUCUAUUAAUUUAGUGAUAAUUUAUUAUCAAUCUUGUUGGAAAAAACGGCACUCGACAUUAUGUUCAUUUAUGUGUUCUCAUGACACUGAAUAUCAAAUCGUCUCGUUUUUAUUCUUUGCAGAGUAAACAUAUGGGAUUUUUUUUUAACAGAAUGUAAUAGAUGGUAUCUAUUUUGUCUACUACUUUCUCUGCGUACGUUAGAGUAUCAUAAUUUUGAGUAUAAAAAAACAAUAAUUUAUUUUAAAACUGUUACUGAGUUGAAUAAUGUUUAAACACAUAAUUUUAAAUGUAUAUUUUUAUAUGUUUAUUUAUAAAAAAGGAAGUAUUAUAAUCUUUAAAAUAUAAUAAUUUACCUAGAGCUUAGAAAUAUAUCAGCGACAGUAAUAGAAUUUUCACUUAUGCAUACUUGUGUUCAGUGCCGGAUUAAGCUAUCGCGGGGCCUGUAGCAAAUUUAAACUGGGGGCCCAUGUUAGGUUAAAAAAACAAAUUCUAAGUUGUUUUCCCCCCUCAAAAGUGACCUUCAUAUUUAAAAAUUUGAAAGUUCAAGAUUUUCCUGAAAUCUACAAAUAGGAACCUAUUAUUCUGUUUUAUUUUUAUCAAAAUUUUAGGUUUAUUACUUCGGACAUUUAAGCUAAAUCAAGCUAGAACAGUAUGAGUAUAUAUCCUUGAAUAACUCAAAAGCUAUUAAUUUUAAUAUUAUCCUCAUAAAAAGCUCUUUCAUUUGAUGAAUUGCACUGUGCAGUUUGUAACAAAAAAUUUGUCCAUAUUGCCCACCAAAAUUGACCUUUAAAUUUUCGGGCGCGGGGCCCUCCAUCUUCACGCGGGGUCAGUAGCAAAUGCUACCUACCGCCCUAUGGCUAAUCCGGCGCUGCUUGUAUUGUGGUAUCGUAUUUCAAAUUUUCUGGAUAAUGUCAGCUGGGAAGGUUGUACAGCCACAAAAGAGCAGUAAUGAUCUCGUAUAUUUGAUUUUAUCUAAUCAUUAAAUAAAUAUAGGAACCUGUGGUGUUGGAUUUAAGACUGCUUAUUCAAUAUAAUAUGUAGCAACUUUUUAAAUAUUCGAAAAUAGCCCAUUUUUGAAAUAAAAUCAAGCUAUUCUUUAGGAAGUGUCCUAUAAUUUGCAUGCCCAUUUUAGUGCAAGCUUUCGUCCAAUAAUAUGGUUAUGUACAUAAUAUUGCUAAGAUUGGAUUAUACUCACUAUUUAUUUAUUAUAUAUAUUAUGUAUAAUAUGACCGAUUAGCGUGCUUGUAAACUUAACAAGUGGUUAUUGACAAAAUUUAUUAUCUACUAUAGUAUCAAACCAAAUCCUUAUAAUACUUUAUUAUAGUUUAUCCUGGACAUAAAGAAAACGUUUUGUGUGGCAGCUACCUUUCUUAUUGUUUUUAAUAAAUAGAUUUUCCCAACUUUAACUUUCAGUAAGAAAAUGUAACAAUAGUGCUAUAAUAGAAGAUAUUAUAUAGAUAGGAAAGUACUUGGAAUGGUGUUGUGGAGAAAUUCGGGUAACAAUAUCGAUUUCAGAAAGAAUAAAUUGUAAAAAUUGUAACGAGAUUAGGUUGAUCCAUUGAAUCGAUGUUUCCUUUGGUAGAUAGGUAUAUAGAAAAGUUAAGACAGUUUAUUAUUCAGGUUAUUUGUUAUUGAUAGUUAAUUUAAACGUAAAUUAUUUUCAUUCGAACUUUAGAUUACAUUUUUAGAUGUAAGCAACAGUGAAAUGAAGGCAGUCCGUCGGUAAUUAAAUAUUUGGAACGAAUAUUGUGUCUGUAAUAGGUGUUUAAUAUAAUCUUUUUAAAAAUUCUAUGCGAGUACAUACGAGCAAUCUUUUGUGUCAUUAGACUUAUCGCUUUGUAGGUCUUUGUUUUUAUUAACUGCAUUUUGAUGACAUACGAAAAGCAUUAUGUGUAUACCUUUGUAGUUCGUGAAUACUAGAAAAGUGAAGAGCUCGAAUAUUUUAAUGUUAUUCAUUUGAAUUAGGAGUGCAUAUAAAAGGUGUUUUAAUAUAAUUAUGUACCUAUAAUAUUGUGGUGGCAACUAUACAUGUUUAAUGUAAAGAAAAUCCAUAGACACACAGACAGUCGACUAAGAUAGAUAAAUGCACUUAGAGUAUAAGCUGUUAGAGUCAUAUAUUAGCCUCCUGACCUGUCUGUAAAGUCCAAAGCUAUUUAUCUAGCAAUUUAACAUACCUGCUGCCAUUUUGUGACUCCAUAAUUUCUCACAUGAUUCUCCACUUGGAGAAAUAUAAUUUCAUAUCUCAUUUUAUCUUAAGACUAUUAUGUUAUUUGUCAUCUUUUGAUAAUUUUCAUCAUUAAUUUUAUAUAAUUUUAUUUUAAGUGCAUCAUAUGUGGGCACAAAAUGCUUGGUCAUAAUAAUUUCUACAUUUUUAUAAUAUAUUAUGUGGUGCCAUUUUAAAGUAAAUAUUUUGAUUUUCUUUCAAAACCGGUGCUGUUUCUUGCUGUGAUUAUAUUUAGUUGCAAGGAAUGACGGGCCCAAUCAUUUUUUUUAAUAUUUAAUUCGCAGCAAGGUAUUCAUAUUAGUACAUCCAUAUAAUUAUGUGUUUAUAUAAGUGUAUUAAGCUCCCAUAGUUUUAUAUAAACCUUUUGAUAUAAGAUGAUAUAAUAUAUGAGGUAUAUUGUAUGUAUUCGUGGCAGCUUUGACGGGAGCUAUGUCUGGAAUAAUUUGGUAACACGCAUAGUUAAAUGAUUGUAGAAAAGUUAAAAUUGUAUUAGGAGUUACUUGUCUCUCUCUUAUAAAAAGAAUGUCAUAGUUCUUGUAUUUCUAAAUAAUAAUACAUACUUUAUUUUGACUGACGAAAAGGAUUUUCAUAUACUGACAGUAUAGUAGAAACAAAAUUGAAGUAUGUAUUUCUAAAUAAAUACUUCAUUUUACUGACAGUAUAUUGGAAACAAUGUUUUAGCGUGAAUUUCUCUCUGUGCCCACAUGUCCAGUCGGGUCUCUUGCGCAAACUGAUUAUUAUAAUUAUUUAUAAAAGUUAAUAGUUUUUGGAAAAAUUAAGGCACACACCAAAAAGUGUGUAACUUAAAAAAAACUUAUAAUUAAUUUAACAUUUGUACUUGCAACAAGUGUAACCGAGGCCACAGUCCGAACUUUGGUCGCGACUGGCGACAUUUUUUAAUGCUUCCCUUAGUAACAACAAUAUUGUGCGUACUGAGAUUUAACGUAUUCUGUCGGCAGGCGUUAUAUAUGUUCCUUGAUAAUGUCUUUUAUUUGCUAAUAAAAUACUGUCAUUAAGGAUAAAUAUAUUAAGAGAAUAUUCGACGGCUUUCUUCAUUUAAAUAUUUGACUCCACGACAUUUUAUAUGUAUCGUGUGUUAACUAUUAUAUAUUUGUUUCCAAUAUUUUACAGUGUUUUAGAUGAAUGAUAGCAUAUUGAAUCUAAAAUGACAUUAUAUUUGUAUAAAAUAUUUACUUUCUAUUAUUAUUAUUAUUAUUGUCAAUCAAUAAAUAAUUAUGUACAAAACUAUUACAUUGUAAUUAUUUAUAUUAAAUCUUUAAUUAAAUAUGAA